AUGUCUCAACAAGGAUACUACAACGGCCCUCCUCCGCCUCAGCAGGCUUACGGCCAGUACCCUCCGCAAGGCUACCAGCAGGGUUACCCCCCUCAGGGAGGAUACCCUCCCGGCCCUCCUCCCCAAGGCUAUGCUCCCCAACCCAUGCAGUACCAGCAGCAACCCCCUCCUCAGCAGAAGGACCGUGGCUGCCUAGGAACCUGGUAA
This is a messenger RNA of Aspergillus homomorphus CBS 101889, 207 nucleotides long. RefSeq lists its product as uncharacterized. NCBI's taxonomy places the organism in Eukaryota, Fungi, Ascomycota, Eurotiomycetes, Eurotiales, Aspergillaceae. The record is from RefSeq and is a predicted model, not a curated record. The transcript is spliced from 3 exons. The coding region runs from base 1 to 207 and encodes 68 amino acids.